Molecule: messenger RNA, 1674 nt
Organism: Melanaphis sacchari
Lineage: Eukaryota; Metazoa; Arthropoda; Insecta; Hemiptera; Aphididae
Gene: Adsl
Product: adenylosuccinate lyase
Exons: 9
Coding region: 167-1612 (481 amino acids)
Biological process (GO): 'de novo' AMP biosynthetic process
Cellular component (GO): cytosol
Molecular function (GO): N6-(1,2-dicarboxyethyl)AMP AMP-lyase (fumarate-forming) activity; (S)-2-(5-amino-1-(5-phospho-D-ribosyl)imidazole-4-carboxamido) succinate lyase (fumarate-forming) activity
Source: RefSeq, a predicted model, not a curated record
GCACGUUUUAAAUAUAAUUUGUUGAUCUGUAUUUUCUAAACAGUUUUCUGCCUAUAGCUUUGUACAAUUUUUUAAUAUUGUUCCAAUUUAAAUAUUCUAUAAUUAUCGUGUUAUAACUUUUUCGAUUUCAAUUUAUAGUUUAAAUUUGAUUAUUCGUAUUUAAACCAUGUCUAACUCUGUAUAUGAUACUUAUGUAUCUCCUCUUUCAACAAGAUAUGCAUCGACAGAAAUGAAAUUCAAUUUUAGUGACAGAAAAAAAUUUACUACAUGGAGAAAUCUUUGGACUUUGCUAGCCCAAGCUGAACAGGAAUUGGGAUUGGACAUAACCGACGAACAGUUGGCCGAGCUGCGCGCCAACGUGGACAACGUGGACUUCGCGGCAGCCGCCGACGAAGAAAAGCUCACUCGACACGAUAUCAUGGCUCACGUGCACACGUACGCCGCGUGUUGUCCGACCGCCGGGCCCAUCAUUCACCUGGGCGCCACUUCUUGCGACAUCGGAGACAACGCCGACUUGAUUGUUUUGAGAGACGCUUUCGACAUACUGUUACCGAAACUGGCGGGUUGCGUGAAAACGUUGGGUGAAUUUGCCGAUAAACACAAGGAUUUGGCCACGCUGGGUUUCACGCACUUUCAGCCUGCUCAACUGACCACGGUUGGCAAACGUGCAUGCCUAUGGCUACAAGAUUUGAUUUUGUGUGAAAAAAACAUAAGUCGUGUUCGUGCUGACCUCAAAUUUCGUGGUAUCAAAGGAACCACCGGUACCCAAGCGUCAUUCUUACAACUUUUCAACGGUGAUUAUGAAAAAGUCAGAGAAUUGGAUAACAGGGUAACAAAGCUUGCCGGAUUCCCAUCUUCAUAUUCUGUCACGGGUCAAACAUACCCUCGAAUUGUUGACGCAGAAGUUGUUGCAUCCUUAAGUAUUCUUGGGGCUGCUGUCCAUAAGAUGUGUACAGAUUUGAGACUAUUGGCUGGCAUGAAUGAAAUUGGAGAACCUUUUGAACCCACUCAAAUAGGCUCAAGUGCAAUGGCUUAUAAACAAAAUCCAAUGAGAAGUGAAAGGGUUUGUUCUAUUGCUAGAUAUCUAAUGAAUCUGGUUAACAACCCUUUAUCCACUGCCUCUGUACAGUGGUUAGAACGAACAUUGGAUGACAGUGCAAAUAGACGAUUGUGUUUAUCAGAAGCAUUUUUGGCUGCAGACAGUGUAAUGUUGACAUUACAGAAUAUUCUCGAAGGGUUAUCUGUAUUUCCUAAAGUUAUAUCAAGAAAUAUUGAGAAAGUUUUACCCUUUAUGGCAACAGAAAAUAUAAUUAUUGCAAUGGUCAAAGCUGGAGGAGAUAGACAAGUGUGCCAUGAAAAAAUAAGAGUCUUAUCACUGGAGGCAGCUAGUACAGUUCGUCUUCAAGGUAAAGACAAUGAUCUUAUGGACAGAAUUGUGAAUGAUCCAUAUUUUGCACCAAUAUUAGAUCAACUAUCACAUAUUUUAGAUCCAUCAACUUUUGUUGGGUGUGCACCUGAUCAAGUAACACAUUUUCUGAGAGAAGAAGUACAGCCUGUGGUCAACAAAUACAUUUCCAAAAUCAAAACUACAGCAACAAAAUUGGAUAUUUAAAUCAAGAUACUUUUUAAAUAUUCACUUAAAUUCACCAUAUUUUAAAAUUUCAAAGUUUUACU